Sorex araneus (European shrew) is the source of this 963-nucleotide messenger RNA. RefSeq names its product E3 ubiquitin-protein ligase NRDP1-like. The transcript has a single exon. Gene Ontology annotation, biological process: protein ubiquitination. The coding region runs from base 1 to 963 and encodes 320 amino acids. NCBI's taxonomy places the organism in Eukaryota, Metazoa, Chordata, Mammalia, Eulipotyphla, Soricidae. The record is from RefSeq and is a predicted model, not a curated record. Gene Ontology annotation, molecular function: zinc ion binding; ubiquitin protein ligase activity.
AUGGGGUAUGAUGUAACCCGUUUCAUAGGGGAAUUGGAUGAAGACCUUAUCUGUCCUAUUUGUAGUGGAAUCUUGGAGGACCCAGUACAGGCACUUCAUUGUGAGCAUGCUUUCUGCAAGGCCUGUAUCAAUCACUGGUUCUCUCAGCAGCAUACCUGCCCAGUGGACCGGAAUGUUUUAACCUUCACCCAGCUAUGCCCAGUUCCUCGGAUAAUGCAGAAAAUGUUGUCAAAGCUGAUGAUCUCCUGUACCAAUGCUGUCUUUGGCUGCAGGGCUGUUGUCCAGCUUGCCAACCUCAAAACUCACCUCAGGGACUGUGAGCACAACCCCAAACAACUUGUGACUUGUGCAAUGGGCUGCAGCCUGGUGAUAGCUAAGGAUGAGCUGCCACAACACAACUGCAUUGAACACCUGCACUCACGAAUACAGCAGCAGCACUCACAUAUCUUAGAGUUGGAGAAGACCUCAGCAGAACAGAAACACCAGCUAGUGGUGCAGAAGCGGGACAUCCAGGCUCUCAAAGCCUACCUGCGUACACUCUGCAACAGUGAAACCCACCUUCAUAACCUGGAGGUCACAGUUGAACAUAAUGACAUUCUCCAGUGGGUGAACUCCCUGCAACCAGCAAAAGUCAACCACUGGGAUGGGGUAAUCUCGACACCAGAUAAUGCAAUUCAGGCUCUUAUCAAGCGCUCUCUGGUGGAUAGUGGCUGCCCAGCCUCUAUUAUCAACCAGUUGAUUGAAAAUUGCCAUGAGUGGAGCUGGCCCCAAGGCCUGGCCACGCUGGAGAUAAGAGAGCUGAACCAGCACUACUAUGAGAACUUUGUGGCCAGGCACAUCCCUGGCCUACAGGCUGUUGCAGUGAUGGCCUCUGAGAAUCAGCAUAUGUCUGAAAACAUGGUGCUGGAGCCUGGGAUAGUUAUGAUCUUUGCACAUGGCGUGGAAGACCUACUGGAGGCCUGA